AUGGACAGUGCUUACAAGCGAGAGCUCUCUGUAGCCAUCGGAGCUUUGCAAAAGGCGGCUCAGGUGAGCCAGUCAAUUGUCGCCAACAAGGAUAAGGGCGCCAUCGAGAAGGAUGACUUGAGCCCUGUGACAGUCGCCGACUUUGCAGUCCAGGCUCUUCUUACAGCAACUAUCAAGAAUGCGUUUCCUGAGGAUAGAGUGGUUGGAGAGGAGGAUGCGUCGGACUUGAGACAGAACUCUGUGCUUAUGGAGCGCGUGUGGGACCUGCUAAUGCGUAUUGCUGGAGAUGAGGAUACGCCUUCUUUGUGCCAGCUACCUCCAACACGAGAGCAGAUGUGCGAUCUUAUCGAUGAGUGCGGAGCUAGCAGCCCUGCUUCGACUGGACGCACCUGGGUGUUUGAUCCCAUCGACGGAACCAAGACAUAUCUCAAGGGUCAGCUUUAUGCUAUCAACAUGGCUCUCCUGGUGGAUGGAGAACAGGUCGUUGGGAUUGUUGGCGCGCCGAAUCUUUCAAUUGAUGCGAAAGCGCCUCUCAAAAAUGAGGAUGUUGACCUCAAGGGCGAAGGAUGCAUUUUCUUCGCUGUCAAGGACCAUGGUUCAUACAUUCGACCCCUUGGCUCCGAUCAACCCAGGCGACUAUCCCCUCAUGCCGCCAACCAACAAGUCAGCUUUGUCACAAGCUCAACAGUUGAUUCAGCACUUGACGGCGUCCACGAAGUCGUCGCAUCACGUCUCAACGCUGAGUAUCCAGGCAAUGACCUCCUUCCAUGGGUUCUCCGCUGGGCGGUCUUGGCUAUGGGCCUCGGUAACACGACAGUCUGGGUAUACAAACGCCGUGACCGCUACGCUAAAGCAUGGGACCAUGCAGGAGCUAUGCUUCUGUUUGAAGAAGCUGGUGGAAAGAUCACAGAUGUGCAUGGGAAGAGGAUUGACUUGACAGCUGGGAGGAAGAUUAGCGCAAACUUUGGCUUCGUGGCAGCGCCGCCAGACAUUCAUGAACGGGUAUUGCAAACUGUGCAUGACGUCCUGAAGGAGCAGGGCAAAGAGGAAUUUUUGAGCUAG
Molecule: messenger RNA, 1062 nt
Organism: Fusarium venenatum
Lineage: Eukaryota; Fungi; Ascomycota; Sordariomycetes; Hypocreales; Nectriaceae
Biological process (GO): sulfate assimilation
Molecular function (GO): 3'(2'),5'-bisphosphate nucleotidase activity
Source: RefSeq, a predicted model, not a curated record